AGCUUUAAAAUUGGAAAGCUCCAAGCAUUGACCUGGUCACAUUAUCUAGGCCAAAAUACGUCAGAUUAGCGGAAAGCAAAAUUGUUAUCCACUACCAGACGAUCUAAAACAAGUAGUUACACAGUGUGGAGUUAACAACCCAUUUAGAUUUCAAUGGAUCUCAUAACGGUGUUGCUGGCAUCCGUUGUUGUGCUGUUCCUUUACUUUUGGUUUCUGCGAGCAGACGGUAACUACCCUCCCCAGCCGUCAAGGCCGCUUCCGGUGGUGGGACAUUUGUUUAGCCUGGAAGAUGACCUUCGACCUCAAUAUAAGAAAUGGCACAAAGAUCUAGGUGAAAUAUUUAGUUUGAAUAUGGCGGGAACUAUCAUGGUAGUCAUCAACGGAUAUGAUCUCAUCAAAGAGAUUUUCGUCAAACGAGCAGACGAGUUUUCAGACAGAGCGCCAUUUUUCUUAGACAAGGCUACAGGUAUGCCUUGCAAAGGAAUCGUAUUCGCCAACGGAAAGACAUGGAAAGAGCAACGAGCCACCGCCCUGAGCAUUCUUCGAAACCUUGGUAUGGGAAAAGACACUUUGGCCCAGAUUAUCCAAGACGAGGUGGGCCAUUUCAUGCAGCUGUUGGCCCAACUUGAGGGGCGGCCCACCAAGAUGAGAAUCAAUAUGAACAUGGGUAUCGCCAAUGUUAUUUGCAGUUUUCUCUUGGGCCGCAGAUUCGAAUACGACGAUCCGACUUUCCAGAAGCUGAUGCAGCUCCUCAGGUAUAUUGUUGGGAACACGAGCAAGGGCGAAAUCGUUUCCGUUUUCCCGAUUCUGAGUCUUUUGCCAGGAGAUCAGUUCCACUCCAAGCGUUUAGCUGCGAGUUCCAAGGCCGUGAUUGAGAUAAUCGUGGAGAAAUUCAUACGCGAAAUUCAAGACGAUACAUCGGAAGAUGUUACGCCGAGUAACUUUGUUACAUUGUACCUCGAGGAGAUGGGGAGAAAGAGGAAGACGGGGGAAGAAACAACCAUGGAUGAAGAGAAUUUGGCCAAAUCGAUUUUUGACUUUCUGGUUGCUGGCACAGAGACAACAAGUACAUCACUGCUCUGGUGCCUGUUGUAUGCCCUUAACUACCCGGAAGUUCAAGAGAAGAUUUUUAAGGAGAUUGAGAACGAAAUAGGACUUGAGCGAGCUCCGACCUCACAGGACAGGACGAAGCUGGUCUACCUUAACGCUUUCCUUGCUGAGGUGUCCCGCCUUGCUAGUGUUGCGGCUCACGCCUUUACUCAUUACUGCCCUCAAGAAACCACAGUCAAAGGCUACAAGGUCCCCAAAGACAGCAUCAUCAUACCCAAUCUGGACUCCGUCAUGUACGACAAAAAAAUCUGGGGCAAUGACGUCAUGAGCUUCAAACCAGAGAGGUUUAUCAACCAAGAGGGAAAACUUCACAUCCCUGAACAGCUCAUACCGUUUGGGAUCGGGAGAAGAAUUUGCUUAGGAGAAGGAAUGGCGCAAACUAUCCGGUUUCUAAUCAUGUCUUCCAUGUUCCAACGGUUUCAGCUUCUACCCAGAGAUGCUGAAGCACCACCUUCAUUAGGAUACGUGUUUGGUGCAGACGUAUCGCCUCAAAGUUUCGAGAUUCGUUUUGUCGACAGAAGAGGAGAAAUCUAGGUCAAGGUCAACUUCUCAGAAGCCGAAUUUCUUGUAAAGUUAAAGCAUCUCUUGAAUGUGUGAAUGAAAAGAAUGUAGCAUAUGUGAAUGAAACGUUUUAACUCUUUCUCUCCGUAAUUAUUUACCACAUUCUGGUGGAAUCAACGCUGGUGUCGUCAGUUAGGAGAGAAAGAGUUAAUCUUGUUUGAAAUCAACUCGAUCUUCUGUUUUAAAGUUUACAUUUUUUAUUGACGAGCUUUUUCUAGCCUUACAGAUUUUCAUCUAUUGCGGGAAAACUAUAAAUAGUAGAUUUCUGGUGUAACCGGUGCGCAAAACAUAAGAAAGGUUGACCAUCUAUAUACUUUCAAAAGGUCUAGGAUACUUUUUGUGAACUUGAAAUCAAAUUUCUAAGCACUUUUGCCCGUAGAACAAACGAAUAAGUUGGUAACAUAGCGUCCUUGACAUUGCCUUGGAAUGAAAAUUCAUCGGGAAAAUCCGCAGUAGUUUAAUAGCACAGACUUGAAUUGUGGAAUAGUUAGAAUGCCACAAUUGGAGAUUUUUACGUCAAACUAUAAUAAUAAUAAGGCAAGUCUUCGAGUCCAAGAUUAGUGAGGAAUGCAGUGUUUCCCGUGGAUGCGCAGUCCCAGCUGUGACCUACAUAUUUUGCCACAUCCAGGUCAAGCAUAACCAUUGUCCGCAGGCGGUCGAAAUUUUCUUUUCGCCGUCUGCGUUUGUCCUCGGCAGCAGAUUUUCUUUUGGUCUCAAAUGUGUAUCCCGCGGCAUUCGUGAGUGACCUCCAGCUGUCUCGUUCUGAGGCCGCAUGCAACCAGGUGCUCUCUUCUAUGUUAGCCAAGGAAAGUUGACGCCUAAGCUGGUCUUUGAAGCGAACUAUAUGAAGAACACUAUUGAAAUUCAACGUUGCCAACUAAAGAAUAUUACGAGAGAACAGAGAGAGAGAGAGAGAGAGAGAGAGAGAUUUAAUUGAUUUCAUACUUCAGAAUUAAAUAGUACUACGUCAUACAGGACAGCAGACGAUAGAUGCAAGCAUGGAUCGAACUCUGGACCUUCGUGGCGACAUUCCGAUUUUCACCUACAGGCAUAAAGUUAAGAAAAUACGAAAAACAUGCAUAUAUGUAACCCUGCCGGACCAAGUAAAACAAAGGACGUUUGGGCCACGAGGCCUUCAUCAGCUACAAAACAAACAAAAAAUAACAAACAAUUAACACAAAAUAGUCUUAAGUGAACUUAUCUGUCCGAUGUUGUUCUCUAUCGAGGCAGAAAAGAAAUGAGCUACGCUGGUGUAAAAGCGCGGGAAAACGGAAGGGGGCGGAGAUGUCAGGCAUAAAGUUAAAUAAUAAUAAUUUUUUUAAAAACUUUAAAAAAAUAGAGAAACAAUUUAUAAAAAACGUAAAGGAAUAAAAAAAAAAAACGAGAACAGCAGAAGAUAUACACCAGCACUGUGUGUGUGUGUGUGUGUGACAGAGAGAGAGAGACGUUUUUCUUACAUCUAUUUAAGUCAUCUACACGUGAGGGCUACAUAGGGGGCCUACUUCUUUCUAAUGACGUGUGACUUGGCCUCUGCAAAGCAGUACCGUACUUAUCUUAUAUAAUACAGACGUUACUUCAAAAAAGAAGAUGAUUACGUCCUACGCGUCAUGGUGGGUGUUUGAUGCCUUGUGACAGAGGUUCUCAAACCUUUUUUUUUUACCCGUGGACCCCUUUAUAGUGUCAAAACGUGCCCACAGACCCCUAAGUAAAAAAAAUCUACCUAAAUGAUAAUAGAUGUAUAGUGUGUAAAUUACUAAUACAUACAUGUUGAUGAAGGAGUGUUUAUUGAAAUUAUUACUUUUGUUAAAAAUACAAUUUAAAAUAAAUUCAUCAAUAGAAUAAACGUGGCGAACUUUUA
Messenger RNA from Biomphalaria glabrata, 3529 nucleotides. RefSeq names its product cytochrome P450 2J4-like. Bases 154 to 1644 code for a protein of 496 amino acids. NCBI's taxonomy places the organism in Eukaryota, Metazoa, Mollusca, Gastropoda, Planorbidae. The record is from RefSeq and is a predicted model, not a curated record. Gene Ontology annotation, molecular function: oxidoreductase activity, acting on paired donors, with incorporation or reduction of molecular oxygen, reduced flavin or flavoprotein as one donor, and incorporation of one atom of oxygen; iron ion binding; heme binding. The transcript has 4 exons. Gene Ontology annotation, cellular component: intracellular membrane-bounded organelle; cytoplasm. Gene Ontology annotation, biological process: xenobiotic metabolic process.